GGGAGGGCCAAAGAGCCACUUCAGAUGGGGUGUGGAUGACGAGGGUUGAAUGAAUAUGACUUAUGUGGAAAAAAGUUUUCCGAUGCUACAGCAUGAUUGAUUUAAAAAAAAAUGCUUCUAAAGGGGGAGGUGCAGGGCAAAGUUUGUGAACCAAACACUGAGAUGGACUCCAGGUGAAAAAUGAUUCUGACUCAUGGAGGAAUUAAGGAACAACCUGCAUGCAAGGGUGAAAAAAAAAGGUAGGACAGCUGGUGUGAACUCUCAUCAAUCUCAUGUUGAGCACAAGCAUUGCACAUAUGCUGUCUGUUUUACAAUUCACAUUUAACUAAAAAAAAUAAAUAAAUAAAAAUACUGCUUCGUGUUCCCUUCAUAAAACACACAGGCCACCAAAUGCUAGAACAUGCAUGAAAGAUGAUCUUUAAAUAAGAUGAGGAGGAAUCAGUUGGAAGUAGUUUGAUAAAAGAGGGGGGUGGUCUGAAUCUCCGUGUCCUUUACUGGUGUGGAGAAAAAAAACCCACACACACACACACACACACACACACACACACACACCAGACGCACUUUGGAGUUCACUGCUGGACGUGUAGCAGUCCUUUCAUCCACAGUGCAGACUGCGUGGCUCGGCGCUCCACCCGACGUCCUCUCUCCUCUGCUUUACUGUCGUGUCUCCUCUCCUGAACAGCUGGCCAAAGGGCUGAUAGUGUCUUGGCUUUGGAGGAAAGAGCGAGCACACUCCACUUACACUAGCCAAACAGAAGAGCGUUUGCCUAAGAAAUAUUCUUCAUUCUCUGGCAACUGGAUGGGAAGAAAGAGACUCUUUGGCCUUGGAAAAUGAAGAUGUUGUUGCCAUGGGAACUGUUAAUCCUUCUGUCACUCAAAGAGUGCCUGGCUGAGAAUACACGCCAUGGUCCUGUCUUCACCCAGGAGCCUAGUGACAGUAUUUUCCCACUGAGCACUGAUGAUAAGCAGGUGUUUAUUAAUUGCAAAGCAAAAGGAAACCCCCCUCCGCAUUAUAGGUGGAAAGUGGACGGGAGAGACAUAAACACAGUGUCAGAUCCAAACUACAGCCUCAUAGAAGGGAACCUGUUGAUCAAUAAUCCUCAUGUCAUCAAUCAUGGAGGAGUGUAUCAGUGCAUCGCCACCAACACAUUCGGGACCGUUGUCAGCAGAGAGGCAAAGGUCCAGUUUGCCUUUCUGCAGAACUUCAGCAGGAAGUCAAGGAACACGGUGUCGGUGAGAGAGGGUCAAGCCGUGGUUCUGCUCUGCGGCCCACCACCCCAUUACGGAGAGAUCAAAUAUUCAUGGGUUUUUAACGGACAGCGGAGCUUCCUGCAACAGGACCCCCGUCGUUUUAUCUCUCAAAAGACGGGGAACUUGUAUAUAGCCAAAGUUGAGGCCUCGGAUGCUGGGAACUACACCUGUGCGGUGAGAAACAUGAUGACCAAUGCCACAGUGUUCAGCUCUCCAACCCCUGUGGUGGUGCGGAGGGACGCGGUGAUGGGUGAAUACGAGCCAAAGAUUGAGGUUCAGUUCCCUGACACUCUUCACGUCUCUAAAGGAUCAUCAGUGAAGCUGGAAUGCUUUGCCUUAGGAAACCCCGUGCCUUCCAUCUCAUGGAGAAGAGCUGAUGGAAAUCCACUCCCUGGAAAAAUUAAAAUCAACCACUCCAGUGGGGUUCUGGAAAUUCCAUAUUUUCGCCCGGAAGAUGCCGGUGUGUACGAGUGUGUAGCCGAAAACAGCAGAGGACGAAAUGUUGCCAGAGGGCAACUUUUAUUCCACAAUGUUGAACAUCUGCAGUGGGUCCAGACACUGAAAGAUGCUCAUAUGGCAAUUGAUGCAAAUCUGCAGUGGGAAUGUAAAGCCAUCGGUAAACCCAGGCCUGCAUACAGAUGGUUGAAGAACGGUCAGCCGCUAACAACAGAGGGGAGGAUCCAUGUGGAAGCUGGUCGACUGACCAUAUCCAGGAUUAGUCUGUUGGACUCUGGGAUGUAUCAGUGUGUGGCAGACAAUGAAUAUGGAGCUGCCUAUGCCAGCGCUGAGCUCAAGGUUGUAGCCUCCCCACCUGACUUCACCCGGCGACCCGUGAAGAAGUCCACUGUGAUCCAGAGAGGGGGCGAAGUGGUCUUAGAGUGUCGCCCUCACGCUUCGCCCAAGGCCACAAUUUCGUGGUGGAAAGAAGGCGAGCCCCUGAAGGACAGCAAGAGACAGACUAUCAUGGAGGAUGGGACUCUUCGCGUCACCAACAUCUCCAAAGCUGAUGGUGGCAGGUACACGUGUGUGGCCAGAAACCAUUUUGGAAGCUCCAGCAGCACUGGGAUGCUGAUGGUGAAAGAGCCCACCAGGAUCGUAGUUCCUCCCUUGAGUUUGGACGCCACCGUGGGACAGAGCCUCGUGUUGCCAUGCGAGGUGUCCAGCGAUUCCUCCCUGACUCCUGUCUUCAAGUGGUUUUUCAACGGGAAAGCCAUUGAUUUCAACAGGCAGGAGCACUUUGAGAUGAUUGGAGGGGGAUUUGCAGGUGACCUGAUGGUGAGGAACAUUCAGCUAAAGCAUUCUGGGAAGUAUGUGUGUAUGGUACACACUGAAGUUGACACUGUUUCAGCUGCAGCAGACUUAAUUGUCAGAGGACCCCCUGGUGCCCCGGAGGGCCUGCUGGUGACUGACAUUACUGACACCACUGUGCAACUGUCCUGGGGCUCUGGGCCUGACAACCACAGCCCUGUUACCAUGUACAUGGUGCAGGCCAGGACCCCCUUCUCUAUAGGCUGGCAGACUGUGAGAACAGUUCCUGAUUCUGUGCCUGGACAGAUGAUGCAUGCAACAGUGAAAGAUUUGAACCCCUGGGUGGAUUAUGAAUUCAGAGUGGUGGCAAUCAACAGUGUUGGUGUUGGAGAACCCAGCACGCCAUCAAAGCAGAUUCGAACCAGAGCAGCAGUUCCCAAGGUUGCACCGGUUAAUGUGAGUGGUGGCGGAGGAGCUCGAGGAGAACUUGUCAUCGUGUGGGAGCCAGUUUCUGAGGAACAGCAGAGCGGAGAGGACUUUGGCUAUGUCGUGGCUUUCCGCCCACUUGGCAGCAGCACCUGGAUUCAGACAGUGUUGGCAUCACCUGACGCAUCAAGAUAUAUUUACAGAAACGACAGCAUUGCACCACUGUCCCAGUUUGAAGUGAAAGUGGGAGUCUACAACAGCAUGGGAGAAGGCCGAUUCAGCCGCGUCGUCAGAGUUUUCUCUGCAGAAGAAGAGCCAUCUGAGGCGCCAUCAAGAGUAUGGGCCCGCACUGUGUCAGCCUCUGAGAUCGAGGUGUACUGGGAACCAAUUCCCCCUGGAUCCAGCAGCGAGAAGAUCAUUGCAUAUGAGGUACUCUUCUGGGAGAAAGGAUCUCAGCAGAGUGAAGCAGAGAGAGUGAGGGUUAUCAACACCACAGCUCUUCUCUCUGGCUUGAAGGGCAGCACAGUUUAUCUGAUCUCAGUCAGAGCCCAAAACAGUGCAGGACUUGGACCCUGCAGCUCCGCUUUUAACAUCACCACCAAGAGACCACCUCCAAGUCAGCCUCCAGGGAAUAUUGAGUGGAACCUGACCAACUCGAAGAUCUUUCUAAAUUGGGAACAUGUCAAGGCGAUGGAAAAUGAGUCUGAGGUGACAGGAUACAAGGUCGUGUAUCGUCAGAAUUGGCACGGCAGGACUUCCAUACUGGAGACCAAUAAGACCAGUGUGGAGCUGCAAAUCCCCUCUGGAGAGGGCUACCUCAUUGAGAUCAAAGCUCUGACCGAAGGGGGCGAUGGCACCAGCAGCGGCCCCAUCCGCAUACCAAAGAUGUCCAGUCUUAACUCAAAAGGAUGUGUGUGUCAAGCUCCGGCGAAGAUUUGCUGUUUCAUGAUGUUUUUUGUAUUUUCAAUGUUUUGUAGCUUCUAAUGCCUUUAUAUUUAGCUCUGGACAUUAGAAUUAAUAUAGUUCAUUAUUCUCUUCUAUAUGUCCGAUUUGUGGAAUAAGCAGCCAACUAAGAGAGUUUCUCAACCACUGGUUCUCAAGCCAAAACCAGAUGAUGGAAGCGUUCUGACAGAUUGUCAAAUGCCCACAAAUCUGCAGCUGGACUGUUACUCAUCUGCAAAACAGCGCUAGAUAGAAAACAUUUUCAUCUGCCUAUUUUUCAGGAUCACUGCAAUCCUCCAGAACAUGUUUGAUGAACAUGGAAAGAUAAAUUUCUUAUCUGUUAUUUUGAAAUUAACCUCAGCUCAUGUCCCAGUUUCCCCAGUUUAAGUCUGUUUUCAACCAUUUUGCCUCAAAGGUUAUGUUCUGGCCUGCUGGGACCUCUAUGAAUGCUACAAAAAGGGACAAGUUUCACUCUUCACAUCAUUCAAAAUAAUCCAAUAUCUACUGUAUCACCUUCAUCAUUUGGAUUUAGAGUGUUAAUCCUUCAUAUGAAAGCAAAUUUAGCUGUAGCUAUUUUUCAUUUGUGGUGGAAUCAGACUUAUGGACAUGUGG
Larimichthys crocea (large yellow croaker) is the source of this 4479-nucleotide messenger RNA. RefSeq names its product contactin 6 (gene cntn6). The transcript has 24 exons. Lineage: Eukaryota; Metazoa; Chordata; Actinopteri; Sciaenidae. Gene Ontology annotation, cellular component: axon; plasma membrane. Gene Ontology annotation, biological process: cell-cell adhesion; axon guidance; brain development. Gene Ontology annotation, molecular function: cell-cell adhesion mediator activity. Bases 832 to 3909 code for a protein of 1025 amino acids. The record is from RefSeq and is a predicted model, not a curated record.